This is a messenger RNA of Cygnus atratus (black swan), 1869 nucleotides long. RefSeq names its product long-chain fatty acid transport protein 2-like. The record is from RefSeq and is a predicted model, not a curated record. Bases 1 to 1869 code for a protein of 622 amino acids. The transcript has 10 exons. Gene Ontology annotation, molecular function: long-chain fatty acid-CoA ligase activity; long-chain fatty acid transmembrane transporter activity. Gene Ontology annotation, cellular component: endoplasmic reticulum. NCBI's taxonomy places the organism in Eukaryota, Metazoa, Chordata, Aves, Anseriformes, Anatidae.
AUGCUGGGGGUGGUCACGGCAGCGGUGGCCGGGCUGCUGCUGCUGCUGCUGCUGCUGCUGCGGGACCGCUUGUUCCCCUUCCUCUGGGCGGACCUGGGCAUCUUCGUGGCCUUGGCGGGGGCUUCGCUGCGGUGUCACCGCCGCCUGUCCCGCCGGCCCGCCGUCACCCUCCUCGAGGUGUUCCAGGAGCACGCUCGACGCCAACCCGACCGCACCCUGCUGCUGUUCCAGGACGAGCUCUACACCUACCGGGACGUGGAGCAGCUCAGCACCCGCGCCGCCCGCGUCUUCUCCCAGCGCUUGGGCUUGCAGCCGGGCCAGACCGUGGCCGUUUUCCUCCCCAACGAGCCCACCUACAUCUGGACAUGGUUGGCGUUGGCCAAGCUGGGCUGCGCCAUGGCGUGCCUCAACUACAACGUGCGGGGCCAGGCGCUGCUGCACGCGCUCGCUGCCGCUCGGGCCACCUUCGUGCUCGCCAGCACCGAGCUCCAGGACGCCCUGGAGGAAGUGCUGCCAGACCUGCAGCGUGACGGCAUCAAGGUCUUCUACCUGAGCUCCAAGUCGCCCACGCCGGGUGUCGAGGCCCUGCUGCCUGCCAUCAAGACGGCCUCCGACGAGCCCCUGCCCGGCCACUACCGCGCCGGCAUCACCGCCAGCUCCAAGGCCAUCUACAUCUACACCUCCGGCACCACCGGGCUGCCCAAAGCGGCGGUGAUCACGGAGCUGAAGCUGAUGAUGGUGGCCAACCUGGGCCGGAUCUGCGGGCUGCGGGCCACCGACCACAUCUACACGACGCUGCCGCUCUACCACUCGGCCGGGCUGCUCAUCGGGGUGGGAGGGUGCCUCGAGGUCGGAGCCACCUGCGUCCUGCGUGCCAAGUUCUCUGCCUCCCAGUUCUGGGACGACUGCCGCCGCUACAACGUCACCGUCAUCCAGUACGUGGGCGAGCUCAUGCGCUACCUCUGCAACACGCCCAAGCGCGACAACGACCAGAAGCACGGGGUGCGUUUGGCAGUGGGCAACGGCCUGAGGGCGGAGGUGUGGAAGGAGUUCCUCCAGCGCUUCGGGCCCAUCUCCAUCUGGGAGUUUUAUGGGGCCACCGAGGGCAAUGCCGGCUUCAUCAACUACACCGGCAAGAUCGGGGCCGUGGGAAGAGCAAAUGCGUUCCUCAAGAGUAUCGCUCCCUUUGAGCUGAUCAAGUACAACGUGGAGCAGGACGAACCCAUACGCGACGAGCGAGGAUUCUGCAUCCGCGUCCGCCCCGGUGAGACGGGGCUGCUGGUCAUCAAAAUCACCAAGAACACCCCCUUCUAUGGCUACGCGGGCGAUUCCAAGAAGACAGAGAAGAAGAUCUUGAGAGACGUCUUGGUCAAAGGCGACGCCUUCUUCAACAGCGGUGACCUCCUCAUGAUGGACCACGAAAAAUUCGUCUACUUCCAGGACCGUGUGGGAGACACUUUCCGCUGGAAAGGGGAGAACGUGGCCACGACAGAGGUGGAGGCCACUCUGGCCAUGGUGAACUUCAUCCAGGAGGUCAACGUCUACGGGGUGUCCGUGCCGGGGUGCGAGGGGAAGUGCGGCAUGGCAGCCAUCCGCCUGGAGCCCGGGAUGAGCUUCGAGGGCGAGAACCUCUAUGCCUUCACCAGGGAGACGCUGCCCAGCUACGCGGCCCCCCGCUUCGUGCGCAUCCAGGAAGCCCUGGAGAUCACGGGGACCUUCAAGCAGUGCAAAGGCAACCUCGUCAGAGAAGGCUUUGACCCCAACAUCAUCAAGGACCCGCUCUUCUUCCGCGACGAGAAGAAGAAAUCCUACGUGCCCAUGAACGCCGACAUCUACGCUGCCAUCCAGGAGGCGAAGCUCAACCUGUAG